AACAAUCUGAGAUCGAUAUGCUGGUUGAACAGGAGGGGUUUGUGGUGCCCGGUGAGGAGAGACUCCCGCUGUUGCCCUCUGUUUCUCCCAGGAAACGGCGGCGUGCAGGAGAAGAGUCUGUGGAAGAAUUCAGGAAGAAAGAGCCAUCAGUACCUUUGGGACUGUCACCUCCUACUAGAACUGAAAAGGAGCCGUUGGCUGUAGGGGAGACGGGAGUUUUGUUGGAAGAGGUUGAAGCUCCUCCGUUGCCUUUAGAGAUUACACCCCCAAGACCUGGAUUGGCGCCUUCUCCCCGUUUGCGUUCAGUCUCUCCCAAGCGACCGCCCCCUCUAAGCCCUGAGCUGCCUGCAUACGAGCCGUCCCCUGCUCACCCUGCCAGGCGGCGGAGGCAGCUGCGCUUCGUGGACGAAGUGAUCCAGAUAUCCCGGGAAGACUUCCAGAAGCAGAUCUCGGAUCCGCAGACACAGUGUCAGCCCCUGCCUGGGCGUUCGGUCCUCAGCGAUCUCCCUUCUUCUUGGCGCCUCCAAUUGCCACCACACUCCGCCCUUCAUUCUCCCUUUAUGUCUAUCAGGCGUUAUCCGGAAAUGGUGCUGUUGCCAGCGAAGAGGCUGAGGACCCCGGCAGAGCUCUUGGGCGCUCCGACAUACGGUUGGAUGCACCCAACCCUCCACAGCCUCUGGGCCCGCUGUGCCAACCUCCAACGGAUGGAUUACGCCAAGCAGAGGAGGAGGGAGGAGGAGGAGGAAGAACCACAGCGGCCGGCGGAGGUCCCCAGUGAGCUGGAGGUGCUACGAGAAGCUGAAGAACCAAGCGUGCCCCUUGUGGGUUCCUCAGAAGUCUCGCUCGAGACCACUGAGGAGGAGCUCCGCGCUAGUCUGGUGGCAGCCGAGGAGAGGGUCCUCCCGGAGCCAGAAGAAGUGGGGCUUCCCAUGCUGCCCGAAGUCCCUGAAAUCAGCUUCGAGCUGCCGCUGGAUAAGGAAAUGCUGACCCUGACUGACGUGCGCAGGUUGGUGGCUGCCAAACUAGAGCAGACUGGAGAGACAGAGUUCGCCCAGCUGGUGCCUUUCACUGUUUCGAGGGACGUGGCCAGCCGAUUCUUCUACAUGUGCCUGGUUCUUGCAGGAGACCGCUACCUGCUUCUGGAACAAGAGGAGCCCUUUGGCCGGAUCGUGAUCAAGCCCGGUGCCUGGUUCCGCCCGAGCUAGCGGCUCCUGCCAGCUGUUAGCCAUUUGUGGCCACAGUCGGACUCUGCUGCUUCCCCAUCUGUGGGCCCAGGCUUGAGAGAGCACAGCGAGUUUUAUCAUUAUUUUUGUCGUUUCGAGUGAAGUUUCUUUUUUAAAAAAAAAAAUUGUUGGUUAACUCUUGGUUAUUCCUACCCUGUUUUAAUAAAUGUAACCU
Sphaerodactylus townsendi is the source of this 1398-nucleotide messenger RNA. It is a transcript of the gene REC8, whose product is annotated as REC8 meiotic recombination protein. Gene Ontology annotation, cellular component: synaptonemal complex; cohesin complex. The record is from RefSeq and is a predicted model, not a curated record. The transcript has 13 exons. Gene Ontology annotation, biological process: synaptonemal complex assembly; mitotic sister chromatid cohesion; replication-born double-strand break repair via sister chromatid exchange. Lineage: Eukaryota; Metazoa; Chordata; Lepidosauria; Squamata; Sphaerodactylidae. The coding region runs from base 18 to 1205 and encodes 395 amino acids. Gene Ontology annotation, molecular function: chromatin binding.